AUGUCUGGCGAAAAGGACAAGAUGCUCUCCGAAGGACAUCCGGACACGAAAGCACAUCCGAACACGGUAGGACAGUCGAACACGGAAGGACAGUCGAACACGGAAGUACAGUCGAACACGGUAGGACAGUCGAACACGGUAGGACAGUCGAACACGGUAGGACAGUCGAACACGGGGAUCUCUUGUGACAAGACCGAACGGGCAGAGAUAUUUGCCAAGGUCGAGAAAGAGAAGAAGGAGCUUCGCCCAGCAGAGCAACAUUUAUUUUCCGAGAUACAACUUACUCUGGGCUACUACAGCUUACUGCGGAACGUCGACUUGAUCUCAACAGCCGAAACGACUCAGCGUGUCCUUGCCGAGGCCCGGUUUGCCAUAGCGGAACUCAUAUACCUUCUGGCUUUUCGGAUCAACAUGCUGUUUGUCGAAAUCUCAUGCGUCUUUCCGACUCUUGAUGGGGACAACUUUGUGGAAAUGCAUUCGUCUCUCGAUGCCGAGGCGCCAGCCACCAAGAUCCGUCCUAUCAUAUUCCGUUAUGCGGCAGAGAUUCUGGUCCGAGGCUUGGAGGCCAUCAGGGCUCCAAAAUGGAAUUUGAGCAAUGAGGAUCCUCCGAGCCCUCUCCUUCAGUUGGAAAGAAAUCUCGCUCAAUCGUUUCUAUUCAUGGUGAAUCAUCUACGGGCAUAUGAAUGCCACCUCUCGGGAUGGUACAACGAGAGGCAGAGGACAGGGGACAUGCCCGGCCUUCUAGCCUUUGUCCGCGCAGCAGAAAAAGGCUUGCCCAAUCAUCUCAUCGUCGCUGUCCAGAGGCACACGCCAUGGGGCGGCAAGAGUUCUGUUCCUUUCUUCGACCCUUUCCCGCUGCUGCACACGCAGUGGAAUCGAUAUUCAACAGUCGACUUAUUUACGCGCACUCCUGCUGCACUGGCGUCGACGAUGCUCAGCGGUCUCGCGACCUGCGGACAGCGCGUUCCCGAGUAUCUGAUCACGGAGCACAACUCGAGGUUCAAGUUGUCGAAGUCCAAAAAAUUUGAAAGUCAUGACGACGGAGUCUGGACGGCUAGCUCGACAGGUGGCCCUGGCCCAGCAACCAAGGGGGGGAUUGACCUAUGCCAUCACCCUGAUCCGCCACGGUUCUGCGGCACUGACUCUGCGAUCUUGGCCCUGGCUGGCGUCCACCUCGGGGACAACACUGAGUCCCCCGACGACUCGGAGGCACUUCGGAUCAAUUUCGUCCCUCCUGAAAGAUGGGAAGCCGAAUUCCGCGACGUUCAGGACCCAUCGGAUGCCGUGCUACAGGUCUGGGAGUACACAUCACAGGCCUCGCCCUCGACACAGCGCAAACGCAAGCAGGGCGAACACUCCGUCGAAGGGGAUCCUGCGUUGGAGUCCGGCCAAGCCCCUAAGCGUCGUGUAUCGGUAUUCCCCGAGACCCGCGGUAUCCAGGCUAUGUAUUUCGGGGCCGUUGGGGAGGGGGCAGAGUUCAGAAUCACGUACGAUUGGGGAAACUCGCAGGAGUGA
Molecule: messenger RNA, 1515 nt
Organism: Cladophialophora yegresii CBS 114405
Lineage: Eukaryota; Fungi; Ascomycota; Eurotiomycetes; Chaetothyriales; Herpotrichiellaceae
Exons: 1
Coding region: 1-1515 (504 amino acids)
Source: RefSeq, a predicted model, not a curated record